This is a messenger RNA of Tachysurus vachellii, 2058 nucleotides long. It is a transcript of the gene calcoco2, whose product is annotated as calcium binding and coiled-coil domain 2. The record is from RefSeq and is a predicted model, not a curated record. NCBI's taxonomy places the organism in Eukaryota, Metazoa, Chordata, Actinopteri, Siluriformes, Bagridae. The transcript has 14 exons. The coding region runs from base 130 to 1782 and encodes 550 amino acids.
AUCGGUUCAUGUUUGUGAACGAAUCGCUCACUUAAAUGAUUCCUUUGAAAACACUGACUCGUUCACAAGCAAAACACCCAAAUCAGGAAGACGGUAUCUACACGGAUCAGUUUUUUCUCCAUCCUAAAAAUGAUUGAGAGCUCAGAGGAGGACGGGGUGAAAGUGGACAUGGAAUCGUCCACAUAUUCUCAGGUGGUGUUUAUUGAUGUGCCUCCAUCUUACCCACUCUACACUGAUGUGAUCUGCAGCUACAAGCUGACAGGAGGCCUGAUCCCCAACUCUAAAGACUGGAUAGGCAUAUACAAGGUUGGUUGGGAGUCAACAGUGAAAUUUUAUUGUUAUGAAUGGACGAAGCCUUAUUUGGACUGUAAAGGAUUUGAACAGAAAAUUGUCUUUAAGCAAUCCUACCUCCCUAAAGAUGAUGGUGAGUUUUAUCAGUUCUGCUAUGUGGACAGCAAUUCUCAGGUGCGAGGAGCUAGCACACCAUUCUCCUUUCAAAACCCAGCAGAAACAAGCGUAGACUGCAGCCUUUUAGUGAUCUCAACACAGGAGCAAGUGGAACAGAUGGAGAAGGAAAAAGAGGCCUUGCUGAGUGAGAUAGAAUGUUUAAAAGAAGGGAAAGCAAUUUUAAAACAAGAGCUGGAUGAAAGACUGAAAGAGAUCUGCCGUCUCAGGUUGCAAAUUGAAAAGCUGAAGUCCAAUAGUAGAAGUGAAACACUCCCACUGACAGAGCAGCCUGAAUGUCCACAGCAGGAUACCUCAGAACAGCCUUUUCUCUCUGACACUGUGGCAGAAAACAAACCAGAACAAGAGUCGCUGACCCUUGUUCCUGAGAAAUAUGAGAGAGCUUUCCGGAAGAUUACAAUCCUGAAGCAGGAGAAAGUCCACCUUGAACAACAGCUCAAGGAGAAGGAUGCAGUGAUUUCAGAGUUGAGGCCCAAGGCCAAAAAGACAGAACAGGACUAUAACAGAUUACAAGAUUUGUUUCAACUUCAACAGGUUGACAUGCAAAAUAUUCAAAAAGACAAUGAAAUGUUGUAUCUCAAAAUUGAUGGAUUGAAAUGGGACCUGGAGAAACUGAGGGAAGAGAACAAGGCAACUCUGCCCAAGCAAGAGCCUCCUGAGGAGGACAAAAAUGACACAAAGAUGCAGAUAUUGACCCUGACCAAUGAGCUCAGAGAAGUCCGUGGAACAUUGCGCAAAGAGAUUCAGAACAGCGCAGAGGCUAACAAACGUGCAGAAAAAGCCGAGCUAGAGUUGAAAGAACUUAAGGUGCAGCUUGAGAAAAGGACUGUGGCUGAGGAAAGUCAGAUUGAGAUGGAUAUUGCUGAAGCUUGUAGGAGAAACAGUGAACAGGCAAGCAUGGCAGAAGUAGCACGAUUAGAAAAAGAAAAGCUGCUUGAAGAAAACAAGAAACUCAACGAUGAAAUAGAAAGGUUACAGAUGAUGAUGUAUGAGCUCUCAUCAGGAGUAAAUGUGAGCAACACUCAACAGCAUCAAGACCCUCUCAAUCCCGUACCUGUAUCUCCCAUCAACACCCAGCAACAACCACAGUCAGAAUCAUUUCUCUAUGAGGACAUUUGUGGAUCUUUUGGAAAUCCAACUAAUACAGGAAACAAGGAAAUGAGGUGCUGUCAUUGUCAUGAGAGCUUCCCUGAUAUCACUGAACAUGAACUGGUGACACAUGAGCAGUCUCACAAAGUUUGUCCUUUCUGUACACUCAUCUGUGAUGACUGUGGACAGCAGGAGUUCGAAGACCACGUCUACAGCCAUGAGGAAUAGACAUUCUAUCUAUAUCUGGAAAUAUUUCUUACUACUUAUAAUUUUAUUGUAAUAUUUAUCUUUUGACUUUCAGUUCUAUUCAAGGUAUAAUACUUUUUUUUUCAAAUAUUCUCUUAGAAAUCAUGCUUUGUCCAAGGUUCUUGGAUAGUUUGGGGCUGGGUUUUUGCUAGUGGGUUGAAAGGCUGGUAAUAGAUGUACGUGAUGUAAUAGCUGCACACAGGUCUGGAGACUUUACUUGAUUUGGCACUAUAAAAAUAAACUAAUUUAAAUGCACAA